GCUCACGCCGCCGAACGGCCGGGCCCUCCAGCUCCGCCGGCGCGGCCCCGGGGUUUGCCGUACAAAUGCGAAGAGUGCGGCAAGAGCUUCCGCCGUAACAAGGAGCUGGUGACCCACCAGCGGUUGCACACCGGUCGCUUGCCCUUCCAGUGCGGUCACUGCGGCAAGAGCUUCAGCUGGAGCUCCCAUUUUGACCGGCACCAACGUGUCCAUACCGGGGAGAAGCCCUACCAGUGUCCCGAAUGCGGUAAGCGUUUUAGCCGGAGCUCCCACCUCUACCGGCACCAACGCACCCAUGCCGGCGGUCGCUCUUACAUCUGCACCUACUGCGGGCGUAGUUUUGGUAGCACCCUCCAUUUUGACCGGCACCAACGCACCCACACCGGCCAACGACCCUACAAGUGCACCCUGUGCCGGAAAAGUUUUGGCGAUGGGCCGGCGUUGGUCAAACACCAACGCCUCCAUCUGGGCGACGGUCCUUUCCGUUGCGAAGAGUGCGGUAAAGCCUUCGGCGCCCGCGCCCAAUACGCCCGGCACCGGCGUAGCCUCCACGGUGGCGGUGAGAAACCCUACCGUUGCGGUGAUUGCGGGAAGAGUUUUUCCUGGAGCUCCCAUUGGGAACGACACCAACGGAUCCAUACCGGCGAACGACCCUACCAGUGCGGGGACUGCGGCAAACGGUUCGGCCGGACCUCCCACCUCUACCGGCAUCAACGUACCCACGCGGGCGGGCAGCCCCACGUCUGCGCCGAUUGCGGGAAGAGCUUCAACAGCACCCUCCACUUCCAUAAGCACCAGCGGGCUCACGCCGGGCCCCGGCACGCCUGUCCGGAUUGCGGCAAGGCGUUUGCCGAUGGUUCGGCGUUGGCGAAGCACCGGCGGGCGCACAGCGGCGAGAAGAGCCAGGUGGAGAAGAUGCUGCGGGAGCUGGUGCGGGAGCAAGGGCAGGGGGGGAAGCGCCGGAACCGCAAGAAAACACCCAAGGAUGGAGGGGAGGUGUCGCAGUGUCCCAGCCCUCAGAUCAGCUUCAUGGCCUCCUCCAGACCUGCUCCAACAGGUCCACAUCUGUCUCGGCCCAAGGACCCCUGGACGCAGCGUUCCAGACAUGGAGCCGUUGACCACAACCCCCUGGAUGCCACCAUCCACCCAAUUCCUGCUCCACCUCACGGUCCAUCCAUCAACCCCAUCCAACCAAGAGAGGAGGACAUUGUGGAGAACCACGUCCAAGGGAUGAUGGUGGCAGAUGUCAUCGAUGAAGCUAUGGAACAGUACUGGUCCCAGUAUGGACCCCCGAGGGACACGGCUCCUCACUGGUCUCCAUCCGGUCAUGGAGCCGUUGACCACAACCCCCUGGAUGCCACCAUCCAUCCAAUUCCUGCUCCACCCAAUGGCACCGGCACCGGGAGCGGGACCGAGGAGGAUUCGGCACCACGGGACGGUGAGGAGAUGGCGUUGGAAGAUGCCGAUCAGCGCCAAAGCGGGGAGCAAGCGGGUGAACCCCCUGUCGCCGGGUUCAUCCAACGCUCCGAUCUGGAACGGCAUCAACGGGUACACACCGGCGAACGACCCUAUACCUGUGCCGAAUGCGGGAAGAGCUUCAGUGUCAGCUCCCACCUCGACCGGCACCAGAAGAUCCACGCAGCCGAACGGGCAUCCUACCGUUGCCCCGAACAUCUAGCCGGCUUCUUGGCCGCUCACCGUCAUGGUCGCCUCUUCCAGUGUGCCCAAUGCGGGCGAUGUUUUGGUCAAGGGGCCGCCUUGCUCAAGCAUCAACGUGCCCACAGUGCCGGGGGAAGCGUGGGGCAGCCCCCUAAGUGCCCGGAUUGCGGCAAGAACCGUGGUGGCACGGUGGGGUUACGUCCCCGCGGUCAACAAUGUCUGGAUUGUGGGAGGGAAUCGGAUACCGGCGAUGGUGAGACGGCACCGGCGGCGCCGCCGGAGAAACCCUAUAAGUGCGGGGAGUGCGGGAAGGGGUUUGGGCAACGGUCGGCGUUGGUUAAACACCGGCGUAUCCACACCGGUGAGAAACCCUACACCUGCGGGGACUGCGGGAAGGGGUUCAUCCAGAAGUCGGACCUGACCAUCCACCGCCGGAUGCACACCGGGGAGAAGCCCUACCGCUGCGGCGAGUGCGGGAAGGGCUUCAGCGCCUCCUCCCUGAUGAACUGA
Messenger RNA from Egretta garzetta (little egret), 2169 nucleotides. RefSeq names its product zinc finger protein 665-like. The transcript is spliced from 7 exons. Gene Ontology annotation, cellular component: nucleus. The annotation marks the transcript as partial. NCBI's taxonomy places the organism in Eukaryota, Metazoa, Chordata, Aves, Pelecaniformes, Ardeidae. The record is from RefSeq and is a predicted model, not a curated record.